This is a messenger RNA of Pecten maximus, 1037 nucleotides long. RefSeq lists its product as uncharacterized. The transcript is spliced from 2 exons. The record is from RefSeq and is a predicted model, not a curated record. Gene Ontology annotation, molecular function: hydrolase activity, acting on ester bonds. Lineage: Eukaryota; Metazoa; Mollusca; Bivalvia; Pectinida; Pectinidae. The coding region runs from base 310 to 924 and encodes 204 amino acids.
AAACAAUUAAAAUGCAAUUUUAAUAUCAUUUAUACAUGCUAAGGAGUAAAUUAAAAUACAUCUUGAAUUAUGUAGCAUAUAUUAAAUGCUUGUUAUAGUCCCUAUCAAAGGGUUUCAUAACAGAGUGAGGGCGCAGGGUUAUGGAGGUGAAAGGUCACGCGCAGUGAUUUUACUAUAUAUACCUAUUACACGGUAACAGUAGCUACCCAGCCACUGAAACAGACUGCAUCACUAAUGGACACAAGUCAAGGUCAGUUUGUGUUUACAUCAUUUUAAGGUUGGAAUUUAUCUACUAUUUGUUCUUAUGCAAUGGAUUCCGUUGAUGUAUUGAUUCUGGGUCAUAGCUUUGUGAGAAGGUUACGAGAUGAUUUGACAGGUUCAUGGUCAAAUUUAGGUUUCGACCUUGACUCGGUUCGCGUCCAUUGUGUAGGAAAAGGGGGCAGUCGGGUUCGCGACAUCUCAUCUAUGUCUACCUCAAUUUCUGAAAUCCACCCUAAAGUUGUACUGUUGCAAAUCGGUGGUAAUGAUUUUGAUUCUGUGGAUCACGAGGAUAUUAAGGAUCGUUUAGCAAGUGACUUACUUUCCAUAGCACAGUGGCUUCGCGCGGGAUUCGGUGUAACCCACGUUGGAAUAAUGCAACUUUUUUAUCGUGCUAAGACAAGAUCGAUAGCGGUUAGUUUGUAUAACAGAGGUGUAGACUUCGUUAACAGUAACAUCAAAUUAAUGUGUGAUCAGUCGGAAGGAUGUUUUUAUUGGAGACACAAGGGUCUGAAGACCGCAGCCUUUGUUUGCUUAAACAAAGAUGGCGUACAUCUUUCACCCGCGGGCCUUCGCAAGUUCAAGUACUCUGUGCGUGGGGCAAUCCUGCAGGGCAUACGAUUGGCUAAAGGCAGCAACUCUGACCCUCGUGACCUUUCCAUAUAAGGCUCCACCGGACCUAUCCGGAGAUCUCGCAGAAGGGCGGCGGUUAACCAUAGCAUUAUAUCUAGGCCACAUACCCAGUCAGGGAGGAAUGUCACUGACGUAACAACAGCAGC